AUGUGUGAAAAUCUGAAAAUAUUAAAGCAAGGUGCUGAAGCCAAGUUAUAUAUUUGUAAUUAUCUUGGCAAACCCACUCUUAUUAAAGAAAGAUUUAAGAAAAAUUACAGGCAUCCAGACUUAGAUAACUCUAUAACCAAGGGAAGGAUAAAAAAUGAAGCACGAUCUAUUGUUAGAUGUAUGUCGGCAGGAGUAAAAACACCAGCUUUAUAUUUAGUAGACUUUGAACGUCGGCGCAUUUACAUGCAACAUUUUGAGCAAAGCAUAACUGUGAAAGAUUUUAUAAUAAAUUUUAAAAGUAUAAACAAUGUGAGUGAAGAUUCUGCCAACAGCCUCGAUAUUUAUGCUGAAAAAAUUGGUCAAACCUUAAGAAAAUUACAUAAUAAUAAUAUAAUCCACGGAGACUUGACAACUUCUAACAUGCUUCUUGUUGAGAUAAAUCCAAGUGGUAUUGCUGAUGAUAAAAGAUGGUUGAAUAAUGAAAACGUGGACAUAGUUAUGAUAGAUUUUGGUUUAUCUUGCAUUGAUUCUAGUGCAGAAGACAAGGGAGUAGAUCUCUAUGUUCUAGAGCGAGCAUUAAUAAGUACCCACAAUGACUAUCCAGAGUUAUUUGAAAAAAUAUUUAAGGCUUACAAAAGUUACAGUAAAAAUAAUAUUAAUGAAAUUAUAAAUAAAUAUGAAGAUGUAAGAGCAAGAGGCAGAAAAAGAACAAUGGUUGGA
Molecule: messenger RNA, 720 nt
Organism: Brenthis ino (lesser marbled fritillary)
Lineage: Eukaryota; Metazoa; Arthropoda; Insecta; Lepidoptera; Nymphalidae
Source: the annotation of a GenBank genome assembly